AUGAAGACCACCGCCCUCUCCCUCCUGCUCGCAGCAUCCUCUGCCCUGGCAGCACCCACCACCACUACCACCUCCUACCUCCAACUCACCGACAUGUGGGCCACAACCUCCGUCAGAGACAGCACCUCCUACAUGCACUUCGUCCUCACAGACCCCAACUACCCGUCCGACACCCCGACGGACUGCAACCUGAUCUGGCCGUACGGCCUCAACCCGGACGCAAACGCCCGCUGCAACAACGGGGAAUACUAUAUCCGCUUUCCCAACGGGGGUGCGGAUAUCGGGUACUUUACUCUGUCGCUGGAGCGGGUGUCUGGUGCAAUCCCGGAGAAGGGACAGGUGCUGUUGAGUGAUAAUGCGAAUGGGGCUGCGCCUGGGACCAAGUGGAUUUGUGGCGAGUUGAAUAACACAGGGCUUACGGAGCGGUGCUAUUAUGAUGGGGUUUUGCAGAUGGAGGUCUAG
Aspergillus terreus NIH2624 is the source of this 462-nucleotide messenger RNA. RefSeq lists its product as uncharacterized. The record is from RefSeq and is a predicted model, not a curated record. The transcript has 2 exons. NCBI's taxonomy places the organism in Eukaryota, Fungi, Ascomycota, Eurotiomycetes, Eurotiales, Aspergillaceae. Bases 1 to 462 code for a protein of 153 amino acids.